Glarea lozoyensis ATCC 20868 is the source of this 1734-nucleotide messenger RNA. RefSeq names its product ClpP/crotonase. Lineage: Eukaryota; Fungi; Ascomycota; Leotiomycetes; Helotiales; Helotiaceae. The coding region runs from base 1 to 1734 and encodes 577 amino acids. Gene Ontology annotation, molecular function: propionyl-CoA carboxylase activity. The transcript is spliced from 2 exons. The record is from RefSeq and is a predicted model, not a curated record.
AUGGGGAAUGGAAAUGAAAAUAACACAAACUCAUCUAACCCAUCAACAAGAUUAUCUCAAGUAGCGUCUCACCUAUCGCCAACCCCAGCAAAAAAACGCAAAAGCCCUCGCAAUAAAAAGGAUGAACCACCAGCAGAUUACUCAGACAUACUGAGCCAACUCAAAACCCUCAGAAAAAAAGCUAGUACGCCGGACAUCAACAACAAAGGCUACAUCCGCCAAAAACAAGCCGGAAAGCUCUGGGUCCGAGAACGCGUCUAUUCCCUCCUCGACGCCGGAAGUUUUCAGGAAAUAGGCUCCGUAUCAGGGACCGUGACAUGGAAACAGCUUUCGCCAAAAAAGGAAGAGCCGAUGGAUUUCGUGCCAAGUAACAAUGUUCAAGGCUUCGGCAAGCUCAAUGGACGGAAAAUUGUGUUUACCGCGGAUGACUUCUCGAUUCGCGCUGGUCAUGCGGAUGGAGCGUUGAUGGAGAAGACGAUUUACUUGGAGAAACUCGCUGUGUCGCUGAGAUUGCCAAUUGUGAAAUUAGUAGAUGGCUCGUCGGGCGGUGGGAGUGUUACGACUAUCAAAACACAUAGAUUUUCGUAUAUCCCGCCUAUGCCAUCAUUUAAACACGUAGUCGAGCAGCUUAACCUCGGAAUACCAAAUCUCGGCGCCGUGUUGGGUCCAGCUAUAGGCCUCGGAGCAGCUCGAGUGGUGAGCUGUCAUUUCUCGGUCAUGGCUGCGGAUGUUGGCUCGUUGUUUAAUGCUGGACCGAAAGUUGUAGCGGGAGCUACGUUUGAGGAGGGCUUGAGUCUGGCUGAUUUGGGGGGGCCGGGGAUACAUUGCACUAAUGGGACGAUUGAUAAUUUGGCGGAGGAUGAGAUGGGGUGUUUUGAGCAGAUUAGAACGGUUUUGUCGUUUCUUCCUAAUUCGGGGAGUUCGUUGCCGCCGGUGGUGAAGUGUGAGGAUCCAGCUGAUCGGUUGUGUGAGGAGUUAAGGACGAUUAUACCGAGACGGAAGGCGAGGAUGUAUGAUCCAAGGAGGAUCAUAAGGUCAGUUGUUGAUUUGGAGAGUUGGUUCGAGAUUGGUGCUCUAUGGGGAACUUCUGCCAUUGUUGGCCUGGCUAGACUUGAUGGGCGACCGGUGGGGAUCAUAUCCUUGAACUGCGAAGUUAACGCCGGCGCUCUUGAUGCUGCUGGCAGCCAGAAGAUCACUCGUCAUUUAAAAUUCUGCGACAUUUUCAACAUACCUAUCCUCCAAUUCGUUGACGUGCCGGGAUAUGCGAUAGGAACGACCGCAGAGAGAAGUGCGACCAUGAGACAUGGUAUAGCACUCGCAACAACCUAUUUCUCCACCACCACACCGGUGUUCAGCGUUGUAACAAGAAAGGUGUAUGGAGUAGCAGGAGGAAUCAUGCUUGAUUGCAGAGACCCUCGGAUGAGAAUUGCAUGGCCAAGUGGGGAAUGGGGAAGUCUCCCGCUGGAUGGAGGUAUUGAAGUUGGGCAUGCUGCAGAAUUAAAGGCUGCGGAAGCUGCUGGGAAGCGAGAGGAACGGUAUAAAGAGUUGGAAGAAGAAUAUACAAGACUAAUGAACCCUGUUCGUACUGCUAAUGCGUUUGGAGUCGAGGAGAUCGUGGAUCCUGCUCUCACACGACAAAUUGUCUGUGAAUGGUUGAAACAUGUAUAUGAAGAACUGCUUCCGAUCCGCUUGGUAGAGCGGGGUAUUGGGAAGAUAAACCCGAUUUUUUAUUGA